Molecule: messenger RNA, 7245 nt
Organism: Stegodyphus dumicola
Lineage: Eukaryota; Metazoa; Arthropoda; Arachnida; Araneae; Eresidae
Gene: Dap160
Product: dynamin associated protein 160
Biological process (GO): positive regulation of Rho protein signal transduction
Molecular function (GO): calcium ion binding; protein binding; guanyl-nucleotide exchange factor activity
Source: RefSeq, a predicted model, not a curated record
AUGAAACCGGAUAUGUGCCUUGUGGAAUGGGUUUGGGAAGAUGUUGCAGGUUCUCUAGACUUCUUGGCUUUUGAAUCUUUAUCUCCAAAAGAAAAGAAAAGGCAACAUCACAUUCAUGAAUUAAUAUCUACUGAAGAAUUUUAUGUGGAAGAUAUGUCAAUUGUGCUUGAUGCAUUCCAGAAACCACUUCGAGAAGCAUUUGUUUUGAGUAAAGAAGAAUUACGUUCUAUAUUUGUCAACUGGAAAGAGCUUAUAGUUUGCAAUACAAAACUUUUAAGAGCUAUGAGAGUAAGAUGUCGAAUGAGUGCAAAUAAUAUUAUUCAAAAAAUUGGUGAUCUCUUAUGUGAAAAUCUUCCACACUUUACUCCAUAUAUUAGAUUUUGCAGCUGCCAAUUAAAUGCUGCAGCUUUAAUCCAGAAUAAAUCUGAUAAUUGUCCAAAAUUCAAAGAAGUAACAAAACAAUGUACUAUGGAUCCCCGUACAAAAGGUAUGCCUCUGAGUAGUUUUCUUCUAAAACCUAUGCAGAGAAUCACGAAGUAUCCUUUGUUAAUCCAAAAAAUUCAUGAAUAUACAUCUGAGGAACAUCCUGAUCACUCAUACCUAAAGGAAGCUCUAAAUUUAGCUCAAGAAUUAUGCAACCAAGUAAAUGAAGGUGUGAGAGAACGAGAAAAUUCUGAUCGUUUAGAGUGGAUUCAGAAUCAUGUACUUUGUGAAGGAUUAGCUGAACAAAUCACCUUCAAUUCAUUGACAAAUAGUUUGGGUCAGAGAAAAUUGCUACAUGCAGGUAUUUUGUAUAAAAUAAAGAGCAACAAAGAACUUCUUGCCUUCCUAUUCAAUGACUUUCUCCUGCUCACACAGCCAUUGAAAGAACUGGGACGGAUAACAAAUGUUUUCACAUCUGAAAAAGCAAUGAGCUGUCAAUAUAAAAUGUAUAAACAGCCUAUAUUCUUAAAUAAAGUGGCUGUGAAAUCUACAGACUCUGAAAAUAAUCAAGAUGAUACCUUUUUUUUAUGUUAUUCAAACACUGAGCGCAUUCACUUUCGAUCUACCAGCAUCACUGAAAGACAACUGUGGGUGAAGAAAAUUGAACUGGCAGCUAAAAAUUACUGUGAAAUUGAGAAGAAAAAUCUUAGCCGCCAAAAGACAAUUAGAGCUCAAGCAAUUCAAGGAGUAGGUCGACUUCUAAUUGUUGUGGUAGAAGGUAUAAAUCUGAAAGCAUGUUCUAAUGGACAAAGUAACCCAUACUGUGAAGUAAGUAUGGGUUCGCAGGAACACAAAACCAAGGUAAUUCCAAAUACUUUGAAUCCCAGAUGGAAUGAAUCUAUGCAGUUUGUGGUGAAAAAUCUCCAUGAAGAUGUUCUUUGCAUAUCAGUUUUUGACAGAGAUUUAUUUUCACCAAAUGAAUUCCUUGGAAGAACUGAAAUAAAAUUAUCGGACAUAUAUAAGGAGACUAGAGAAACUCAUGAACCAGUAGUUAGAAGUUUGACCUUAUAUGAAGUGGAAACUGGAGAAGUAAUGAUUAAAUUUGAUCUUCAGUUAUUUGAAGAGUACUAGCUCUUAAAAAUUCAUUAUAAUUUUUAUUUAAGCUAAAUUUAGAUUUAAAUUAUUAUUCUCACAUUUGAUCAUUCAUUAUGUGUUGAUUUUCUAUGUCUGAGAAUUCGGCAAUCUAAAUAUCAUAUCCUUUCAUACUGUACACCUGUCUAACCAAAUGAAUAUUAAUGUGAUUAAUAAAAAAUCAUUUUUGUUUUCAUUUUAUUAAUUAGAAGAAUAUUGUUAAGUAUCAAUUUUUGUAUUGAAAAAUGUAAAUACAGAUAAUUUACAAAUAAUAUGAGUUGCUGUUGGUAAAUUUUAAGAAUUUUCUGUUGUAGGGGCAAAAACUGAUAUGUUUUCAUUUCAUACUGUGAAUAUUGUGUAUGUAAUUCGUAUGAUCAAUUUGAAAAACAACUGUAUUUCAAAUAAAUACCACAUAGUAUAUAUGUAGUGUGUAUCUUCUUCAUAAUCAUAUACUAUUUUUCAUACAAUAUUAUCUUCAUCCUAAAGUGUUUGUAUAUUGUAAAUUAAUAUAACCAAAGAUUAACAAUGUUGACAUUUGAAACACUAGAACUGCUAUGUUUGACUUGUAAUUUUUAUCCAAAGAAGGAGAAAAUUGGUGAAAGUUUUUAAGUUUCUACAAUGUAAAUUAUUAGACUCUCAUUUAAAUAAAUAUUUUCAUAUUUUGUCUUUCAUAUUAUACUGUUAUAAUACAUUCCAUAUUGAUUUAAAAAUAUCUCAGUUUAAGAAUUUGUCAAAUUUUGUUGAUGGAAAUAUGUAUUUCUCAUUUUCCUUUGUGUGUGUAGUUCUGUAAUUAAUGUUUUUCUUAUAGUUGACAUCUGUAAUUAAUGUUAACUUAUAACUGACAUAAAAACUUGGUUUUAAUAUAUGAUAAUAGUAACUAAACAAAUUAUUAUUAAAAUAUAAUAUUUCAGUAAUUUGAAUAUUUAAAGAUUUAUAUAAUUAUCAUACAUGUGCAUAUAUCUGUAAUCUAAAUAUUUAUGUAAUAUGUAGUAAUCACAUUCCAUGUUUUAGUAUUUAUAUAUAGUUGCUUAAGCAUAAACAUUUACAAUUUUUAAAUUCAUUUAAACUAUUUGAAAAAAAAUAUGAGCGCAGCUAUUACUUGUAUUUUCAUGAUUUUUUUUAAGCAAAAGUUAGUGAAAUCAGUAUUAGAGUUAGAUACAAUUUUAAAUUAAAAUGCUAGCUGUAUAGAAAAUGCUAGCUAGCUAAUUGUGAUAAGCUUUCUUUCUCUCUGUGGUUGUCUACCUAAGGAUUCUCCUGUAUGUCUUGAUGAUGAUUUUUAAGUUAAACGCAUUUCACUUACAUUACAUAUAAACUACACAUACAUAUAUGUAAGGAAUUAUUGCAUCCUUCCAUGCAUUCUCUUAUUGCAUAAGUAGUUAGCACAUUCAGUUAAUAAUAAAAGCAUCUGUGGCUCAAAUCCUAGUUAGGGCACAGUUUACUUUCCAUGUUUUUUGGUAGGAAAAUCUUAAUAGCCGACUAAAAAUAUGGUAGAAAAAAACUCCUAACCAUUUGGAUUUGAUUGACUAGAUCUGUCACUUCCUACAAGUCACUCUUUAAGCGUGGAAGAAUGUAGAAAAUUAUCGCCUUUCAUUAUACUAUCAUAGUGUAAACAGUUAACAUAUUCAGCUAGCAAUUGGAAAACCCAUAGUUCAAAUCCCGGUGGAAGCAUGUUGAUUUUUCAUGUGUCAUUUUGUGAAAAUUCUCUCUAGUCUCUCUCUCUCUCUCUGUAUACAUAUAAAAAGGAUACAUCCAGUCUCUUCAUGCACCAAUCACAGAGGCAAAUUAAUUGUAGUGUAAAACUUGAAUCACUUCAUCAUUGACAGGUCAUACAAUUAAAGGUACACUUAUUGCUUAUAAGGCAUGCUAUUCUUUGUUAUGCAAAUGACAUCUUCUUCCUGGUUAUUUAAACACAUUUUCAUCUAAGGGGUAGUUCUAAUUCAACUAGUCGUUACAAAUGGAUUUUGGAGUUUCAUCUGUAUAAUUAUUCAUUCAGUACUGCAUAACUUUACUAUCACAUUGUUUCGCUCAUCUUGACAUUCAUCCUACUGUGAUAAAAAGUACCCUACUCACAUUUCUUCUCAAGUGAUUAGCAAUCACAUUUCAUCAUAGUUUGAUGAUUCUGUCCUUAUCUGCACUAGACCAACAAGUUUUCUCUUAUCCUAAAAUAUUAAUUCAUGUGACCUACAAAUUCAUAAUUUUGAUCAUUUGUAUAUCUUUGUGCUGAGCUGUAAAUUGUAUAAAACUUUGUACAUUUUUCUUCUUUGAUGUUGUGAUUAACUCCUAAGUGUAUAAAAGUCUAAAAAAAUAGCAUUUCAAUUUUUGUAAUUUUUAAGAUUAUAUAUAUAUAUAUGUAUGUGUGUGUAAAUGUUCAGAACGUUAGGAAAAGUUAGCUGACGUACCCUCUCUUGUGUGGCUUACUUUUAAUAUGCAUAUAUAUAGGAUUUUGGAAUUGGCAAAUUGCAUAGAAAAUAUAUACUAUAUCAAUAAAAGUCUUUACCUAGCCUUUAUUUUUGCAGCCGUUUGUCUUGUUUUCGCAUUUUUUAAUUUAAAGAUAUUAUUUUUUAAAAAUUACGAAAUCUAACUUUUUAAAUGUUAUAUUUAGAGAACUCUGUACUCUUUAUAAAAAGUAAAACACAAGAAGUCUGACUCCUGUACAACUUGCAUUAAAUAAAAAAUGAAAAAUAUUUGUGCUUUAAUGAAUUUUUUAUAAUUACCCGAUUAUGUUCUAAAGUAAUAAAUAAUAACAAAAUUAUAAAUAUAGACAUUAGUAAAUAAAAUAAAAUCAUUCCAUUGUCAUUUACUGGGGAGGAAUCCAUUUCGAAUUAUCAUAAUUUACUUAUUAACUGACGUCUCAAUGCAAAUUCAAAACUACCACAAAAUUUUGUAAAUAUCUUUGUCAAUUUGUGUCAUGCAGGAGUCAAACUACUUGAUUUUCUAUAACAAGUAUGGUUGGAGGAACAUGUAAAAAAUUAGAUUUUGUACUCUAUAUAAAAUUAAUUUUUUAAAAUAUGAAGACAUGAAGCUCUGCAUCAUGUAAAAUAUUUUUGUGACUGAAAGUAUAUAUCUACGGCCAGUGGUUGCGAAAAUAAAGGCCACAUAAGGACCUUAGUCAACAUGGCAUAUAAACAUUAGAGUUGUCAUGUCAUUUUCAGAAGAUACAAUCAAUAUUUUUAUAUCAUUGGACAAAGUACAGUUUUAGUAAUAUUAGAGAGAAGUCUGGCUUGGCAUGUUUUGGUAGAAAUAUUGAAGCCAUCCUGCAGAGAAGGAUAGUUUGCAAUGACGAUAGCUUCAUGUUCAAUUCUAGAUUGAACAUGUUGAUCUGGGAUAAUCUUUGCAGAAUGUGAGCAUUUAAAAUUUGUCAACAGAAAAGGUCUGUCGAAAGGUUGAUUGUAGUACUAUAAGAAGUAUGCAAGAAUAAGAUGAUAAUUGAGAUUGAAUUGGAUAAAGAAUCAUUCUGUCACCUCUGGUAGUCAAGGUUUCAGGCCAGUAACAGGCAUAUUCCUGAGCCAUUUGUGAUUAUUGAUGAAACCGUCCAUUAUGUAGUAUUAUGCCGAGACACAAAAUAAAUAGUAACAACAACAAAAGUAUUUAUAUUGAUCUUAGUAGAAUUUCUGAAAAUCACAUACAUUUCCAAUCAAAUUCGGAUUAGAUUACUUAUUCAUUAGGAUGGUUAAAGCCCUCGACCAUCUUCCUAAGAGGAGGGAUAACUUCGUGGAGAACUUUCCAAGGGAAACUAGUUCCAUAUGCAUGUUACACAUGAGGAAAACAAUGAAAAUGACCAGGCAGCUAGCCUGUUGCCAGAAUUUGAACUCUGGACCAAAUUACCAGUGUUCAGAGACUUUACCACUUGGCUGCUGAUGGGCAAUUAUAAGAAAUAUCUACUUAAGAGAAAGGAUGAUUUCAGAUAGACUUUGCUAAGCUAGGGAAUAUUCUGAGAUACACUUUAUUAAAACAAAAAGGGUGAAAUUUUACUUUUAAAGCAUUUAAGAAUUAUAAAAAACGGAAAUAUAUUGUGAAAUAAUGUAAUUUUUUUUGGCCAAAAAAAUGCCAAAAGAAAAUAGUCGUCUGCUUCUUGACAUGUAUGAGAAAAGAAAAUUGUCUUUUGCAAAUAAGGGAUACUGCAGAUGAUUUUAAGUUAAAAAAAAAAAACACUAGUGUUUCUGCAAUUAAAAGCUUGCUACAGGUAUUUUUCAGAUUUUAUUGGAUCCAUAAUAAGAAUCUCAUACUUGUGACUUUUUCUAAAUUAGAUAUUCUUUUAUGAGAUAUGAAUUUGUGUGAAAUAUUUCAUAUGUCCAAAGACAAGAAACUUAGGCUUUCUGAUCUCUUUCAUUGUGUCUAACAAAAGAUAUUUCAAUUCAGAUUUUUAUUUACUUCUCAAAUUCUUAUAAACAGAAUACUUAAAUGUUCUACUGUUAUUAAUAGUUCAGCAAAUCAUUAUAUUUAUGAAAUUUCGAUUCACAUUGGCAUAUUAACAUAAUCAUUAAUUUAAAGCCCAUGCACAUAUUAUAUCCAUAACAUAUUAGAAUAAAUUUUUUAUUUGUGUGAUAUAAUAGAAUUCACUCUUAUUUAUUGUUGUGAAUGUUUUCACAUUAAAUUAAAUUAGAUCUCUUUAUUUAAUUAUUGUUUUGCAAGUUAAUGUGAGGAUAAAUCAAAACAAACACACACACACACACCCAAAAAAAAGGAGGGGAGGAAAGUCUACCUUAAAAAAGACAAUCUGACUGACAGAACGAUCAAUUUUUUUUUUUUUUUUUUUUUUUUUUUUUUGUUUUGUUUUGUUUUGUUACCUUCUAAAGCAGAAAAAACUCUUUUAUAAAAGAAUAUUUAAUAGGAAAAAUAUCAAACCAUAAUGUGCCAAAAAAAAUUUUAAUUAUUGAGUUCAUUGCAAAAAAAUACCGUUUUCUGAAAUGAUUACUGAAUUAUGUGUAAAUAUUUCUACUAUAAUUAUAUAUAAACUCUUGCAUUUUUCUAAGCUUUUUACUUCCUGUACGUAGUAAAGUAAAUCAAGUAUAUACAUUAUAAUAUAUAUUCUAGAAUAUAUUAUAAUCUAUACUCUGUAAAUGGUAAUUUUUGUAAAAAGGUUUGAAUUGAGUAACAUAUUAUUUUUAAAAUAUAUUUCACAUUUAUUUAUACCUUAUAAUUUGAUUCAUAAUCCCAUUUGGAAAAAAUUAUUACCAUAAUUAUUAAUGCAGGGCAUCUGAUCACCAGUGAUCUUGAGUUUUCAGUAUUGAAUUUCAGUCUCUUUUGUUUUCUUCCAUGAGCAAAGAAAGAAACAAAAAAGUAUGAUUGAGAAAGAGAAAUCUAAUAAAGUAAAAAAGUAAAGGAAUUGUAGUAUUUAUGUGCAACUGCAAUUUAAAAACCUGUAUAUAUGUAUAAAAAAUAAUUAAAUUAUGCACACUAAUAAUAUUCCAAUCAAUUAUAUUUAGCGUAACAAAAUUUUGAAUCUCAGUACUAUUCAUAUACGUAUAAGUGUUUCAAUAUUAUUUCUUAUAUAAAUUAUGAAUGUGCUUUUAUCUGCUAUUUCACCUCUACAUUAUUUUUGCACUGAAAUUAUGUAUAAUUAAUGUAAUGACUGCUAAUUAUCAUAUGCAUUUAUUUUUACCAUGUUCCUUGUACUGUUACUUCCAUUAUUUCAGGGAACACAUGUAUAUUCUCUUUCAGUAUGCAAAUAAAAAAAAUUGAAAAUUCUGA